Messenger RNA from Sceloporus undulatus (fence lizard), 544 nucleotides. RefSeq names its product disco-interacting protein 2 homolog B-like. The record is from RefSeq and is a predicted model, not a curated record. NCBI's taxonomy places the organism in Eukaryota, Metazoa, Chordata, Lepidosauria, Squamata, Phrynosomatidae. The transcript has 3 exons. Bases 245 to 544 code for a protein of 99 amino acids.
AGGGAGAGGCAGCAGCAGGAGGAGGAGGAGGAGGAGGAGGAGGAGGGCGGCCUCGGCGCUCAGGCUGCUUGCUGCGGGAGAGCCAAGGAUUAUGGCUGAGGAGGUCUCCGCCGCCGCCGUUGUCGCUGGUGCCGAGGCGGCUUUGCGUGGCAGGAGCUGAGGAGGAGGAGGAGGAGGAGGAGGCCGGCGUUUCCUUCCCCUUCCUCCCCAUCCAUCCCUCCCUCCAUCCGUCGCCCUCGUCGCCAUGGCCGAGCCUCCGGGCGGCAACGGGGCCGCCGUCUCCCCUCCCGCAGGACUGCCCCGCGAGGUCCGCGAGCAGCUGGCCGAGCUGGAGCUGGAGCUCUCCGAAGGGGUUGAACCAGGUGUGCAAAAGGAAUCUCGAAAUCAGACACCGGCUCCGUCUGCAGCUCCAGCUCCAUCUUCAUCUAAGUACCAUCGGGCACGUUCUGGGGGAGCCAGAGAUGAACGCUAUCGGUCUGUGAAUGAGAGCCAGCAAGGUGUAGUGGUUGGAAUAUGGGACUGUGAUUUGGAGCCCAGGAUUUGA